GGGCGGUGCGCGUUUGCGGUCCACGGCGUAGCCGAGCCGACGGCGCCGGGGCCUCCUGCCGCGGUCUUCCCGACAUGCCGGAGGAGGCGGCCCUCCCGCCGGCCAAGAGAUUCCGGCCGGGCUCCUGCCCUCCCGGGAGGCGAGUGGUGAUGCUGUUGGCGCCUGGCGGCGGCGGAGCAGGAGGAAACCGGAGGCAGACACCGCCGCUGGCCCAGCCCUCGGCCAGUCCCUACCGCGAGGCCCUGGAGCUGCAGCGCCGGAGCCUGCCCAUCUUCCGGGCGCGGGGGCAGCUGUUGGCUCAGCUCCGAAACCUGGACAGUGCGGUCCUCAUCGGGGAAACUGGCUCUGGGAAGACAACUCAGAUCCCACAGUAUCUCUAUGAAGGGGGAAUUAGCCGCCAGGGCAUCAUUGCAGUGACCCAGCCCCGUCGAGUCGCUGCCAUCUCUCUUGCUACUAGAGUCUCAGAUGAGAAGAGGACUGAACUCGGGAAGCUGGUUGGCUAUACUGUGCGCUUUGAGGAUGUCACUUCAGAAGACACCAGGAUCAAGUUCCUGACAGAUGGCAUGCUUCUUCGAGAAGCAAUUUCAGACUCCUUGCUUCGAAAGUACAGCUGUGUCAUUUUGGACGAGGCCCAUGAGCGGACUAUCCACACAGAUGUGCUCUUUGGAGUGGUGAAGGCAGCGCAGAAGAGGCGAAAGGAGCUAGGGAAACUGCCUCUCAAAGUGAUUGUGAUGUCAGCUACCAUGGAUGUUGACCUGUUUUCUCAGUAUUUCAAUGGCGCUCCUGUCCUGUACCUUGAAGGUCGGCAGCACCCAAUCCAGAUUUUCUAUACGAAACAGCCUCAGCAGGAUUACCUGCACGCAGCGCUCAUCUCGGUCUUCCAGAUCCACCAGGAAGCCCCCCCUUCUCAAGACAUCCUAGUGUUCCUUACUGGUCAGGAGGAAAUCGAAGCAAUGAGCAAAACCUGCCGAGACAUUGCAAAGCACCUCCCUGACGGCUGCCCUGCCAUGCUCGUCCUUCCUCUGUACGCCUCCCUGCCCUACUCACAGCAGCUUCGAGUCUUUCAAGGGGCCCCAAAGGGCUAUCGCAAAGUGAUCAUUUCAACCAACAUCGCUGAAACCUCCAUAACCAUUACAGGAAUAAAAUAUGUAGUUGACACGGGCAUGGUUAAAGCAAAGAAGUAUAACCCUGACAGUGGUCUUGAGGUACUAGCUGUACAACGAGUGUCAAAGACCCAGGCCUGGCAGCGCACAGGGAGGGCUGGCCGAGAGGACAGUGGCAUCUGCUACCGGCUCUACACGGAGGAUGAGUUCGAGAAGUUUGAGAAGAUGACGGUACCAGAGAUUCAGAGGUGUAACCUGGCAAGUGUGAUACUGCAGCUGCUAGCCAUGAGAGUCCCAAAUGUCCUCACCUUUGACUUCAUGUCCAAACCAUCUCCAGAUCACAUUCAGGCGGCCAUUGCCCAACUGGACCUGUUAGGUGCUCUUGAACAUAAGGAUGACCAGCUUACCCUGACUCCAAUUGGAAGAAAGAUGGCAGCAUUUCCUUUAGAGCCCAAAUUUGCCAAAACUAUACUCCUGUCCUCCAAAUUCCAUUGUACGGAAGAAAUUCUGACCAUAGUCUCCCUGCUGUCUGUGGACAGUGUCCUUUAUAACCCUCCUGCCCGGAGAGAUGAAGUGCAAAGUGUCCGGAAGAAAUUCAUAUCCAGUGAGGGGGAUCACAUCACCCUGCUCAACAUCUACCGGACCUUCAAAAACAUAGGUGGGAAUAAGGACUGGUGCAAAGAGAAUUUUGUCAACAGCAAGAAUAUGCUACUAGUAGCUGAAGUCAGAGCACAGCUGAGGGAAAUCUGCUUAAAGAUGUCAAUGCCAAUCAUGUCAUCUCGAGGGGACAUGGAGAGUGUCCGCCGCUGCCUGGCUCACAGCCUCUUUAUGAGUACUGCCGAACUCCAGCCAGAUGGCACCUAUGCCACCACAGACACACACCAGCCAGUGGCCAUCCACCCAUCGUCUGUCCUGUUCCACUGCAAACCUGCCUGUGUGGUAUACACUGCACUGCUCUACACCAACAAAUGCUACAUGCGUGACCUCUGUGUUGUGGAUGCUGAGUGGCUCUAUGAGGCCGCCCCUGACUACUUCCGGAGGAAGCUGAGAACUGCCAGAAACUGAUCCACCCCAGAAUGCUGCCAGCAUGGCUGGGCCUGCAACUUAGGUCACAGCUAUCUUCCAAGUAGACUCAAGCUGGAGGAACCGUGCACUUCAGUGCAGCCAGACUCACUGAGUUCAAGAGCUUGGAAGUGCUGAUGAAACUCCUUAGACUCAGCCUUGGAGACGUGCUCAUGCCUAGACCGUGAGAUGCGAGGCUUGUGCUUUGGGUUUGACUGGGCAAUUUCUAGUGACUGGAUUAACUUCAGAGCCUCAGUUUCUUCAUAUGCCAGAGGGGUAAGACUUAGAAGUUCAGAGUAAUGAAGUUUAGAGAAAAUGAACAGAAAGCGACCCAGAGGUUUGCCUGGCACAAGAUAAGACAAUCAGUGAAUUAUAAGCCAUUGUGAUAUAAUUAGGUACAACACAGCCCUUGAGCUCUUGUGACUGGGGAAGGGGAAUGUUUCUUGGAGGAGCCAUAGGAAGCUACAGAUCCAAUUGGUUGACCUCAGUGUUCCCCCUUGCUCCCUCCUCAUGGACGCAGGGCCUCAUACAUGCUAUGCAAACACUCUGCCACUGAGCCAGUCCCCAGCCUCCACUACUAUUUAAAGACCUAUAUGUCUUCGAAAUCGAAAACAGAAGAAGCUGAGUCCCUCAGAUACUGCCAGAGUAAGGCACAUUCUGACCUCAUGGCUCAGGGCGUAAGGAACAGAAGAAGCUGAGUCCCUCAGAUACUGCCGGAGUAAGGCACAUUCUGACCUCAUGGCUCAGGGCGUAGCUCCUUCUCUCGUCCGCCUCCAAGCAGAAACCGGCAAAGCAGUUCCGUGGUUGGUCCUCAGUGCCUCCGUGGCUGUGUCCCCAGCAGUGCUUUCGGGAGACAUGCAGAUUUCCUGAAAUUGGGAAGCCAGCUUUUCAGUGCAGCAGCCUUCUGAAGCCCAGUGGUCGUUUUCUCUUGGGUGGGCACCUACAAAUGUGUGUCCAUGAUGCUUCAUGCCCAUUUCAGCAGUCUCUGUUCAGGUGAACCCUAGUCGGAGCUGCUGGGUGGCAGGGAUGGGACAGAUGCUUGACGGCUCAGAAGCUGGGUAUCAGUUCGUCCUUUUUACCACUCCCAGUCUUUGUGGUUUUGGUCUUACUGGUUUUUUCCUCUUUGUUGCAGGGACCUGGGGAGAGUUAGCUUUGCCACUUCCUUACCAGGUGCCACUCUCCAACCUUCAUUGUCUACAUUUGUCAGAGGGAAGUAGAGAAGCCUUGCCAUCCCUUUCCUGUCUAGAAAAGAUUCAUCUUAGUUGAUUGUUAGGAGCAAACAGUCCCUAGUGUGGUGAUCAUACCUGUAACCCAGCUGAGGGGAGGACUGGGUUCUAGGCCAGCCUGGGCUGGACCUUGUAUCCAAGUGGAGGGGAAGAGAGGAGAGAAAAAAGCACUCUUUUCCUAGGAAAUGUUUGACCCUAGAAAAAGCCAAAUAUAGCCCUUUAAUUAGUUGGUCCAGACGCAGCUCUACUGCUAGGAUUCUGUCAUUAUAAUAUGAAUUGUGUUGUUUUUGAGCCAAACCGCCUACAAGGUACUUCAAAGACAGUGGGCAGUUUCUUCUCUCUGGGUUCAACAUGUUCUUUCCAGAGAGCAUAGCCUGAGUGAGCACUUCCAUUCCCAGGGUGUCACUGGUCCACAGCUGUGUAUGUUGAGUCUGGUCUGGGCUUUAUUAUAACCCUAGCCAUGAGCAAUCAAGCUUUUAGCCAGUGUUUAGGGUUGUCUGGGUACUCGUGACUUCUUUGAUAAAAUGGUUACAUUACCAACUUCUGAAAAGCUAUUGAGAAAAUUUUUCCUUUUAAAGUGUAUUUUUCCUAUUUACACAAAGGGGCAGGGGUGUUUAUUUAGCCUUGCUUGGUAAGAGAAACUUUUGUAUUUUUAGUGGAACAUUCAUUAUGCUGGUUAAAGAAAACAAGGGGAGGCAGUGUAUUCCCCAGUAAAUAAGAGGAUGUUUUCUAGGUCAGUAAAGACUUGGCGUGUAUGGAUUCACUCCAGAGCAGGUCCUGGGAACUUGGAGUGACUGGCUCCUUCCCGGAAAAGGGUGAAGGACAUUUGGAGUAGAUUUAAUGUUUCUGUACAGAAAUAUGUUCAUCACUUUAACAUUCUGGUAGAAUUUUAAUAGAGUAUUUAGUUUUUUUAUUGGGCUUUUUAAAAAAUAGCUUUUUAAUAAAGCUGCUCAGGGAUUAAAUCAGAUGGAAAUUCCAUUCUGACUCCAUGUUACUACAAAGAAGUUAAUGAUUGCUUGAGCUGCAGGGACGGUGCACUUUAAGCUUUCUUAAGAAAGUAAAAUGUUGCUUGGCAGUGGUGGCACCAUACCGCCUUUAAUCCCAGCACUCGGGAAGCAGAGGCAGGUGGAUCUCUGGGAGUUUGAGACCAGCCUGGUCUACAGGAGCUAGUUCCAGGAUAGCCAGAGCUAUGCAGAGAAACCCUGUCUAAAAAAACCAAACCAACAAAAAGUCAACUGUUUCGUGGUUUUACUGCGAUGCGACCUGAGCUGCUUUUCAGUUGGUGAACUCUCCAGCCUAAAGAAUCCAGUCUGCGCAGAGGAGCCUCGAACAGAUGAACCUCACACAGCCAUGCUGCAACACCCACGGCGAUGGUUUCAUUACCAGGUCCCCAGUGAAAACCUUUGCACCUCUUCCAGUUGUUACAAGAUUUCAAACAUUUACUGUGACACAAAUCAUUGUACUCCAACUACCAGGGUCUGUUUGGAACUAUGCCCAUGCAUCCAAGAUGCCAUUCUUGAGCACAUCAGCUAGACUGUACUGUACUGUGGGGGGAAAUUUUAUAUUGAUUGCUGUUGUGUAGGAAAAAAUUAAAGAGCAAAGAUACCAAGUUGAUUUGGACUUUGCUGUAUUCUGAUCUCAAACAUAACAUAAAAACAGUUCUUAUGUGCAAUGCUUAAAUUUGCUUAUGACUAUAUGAAUAUUAUUUAUAUAUGUGGCCUUUUUGGGGCCUCCUUU
Messenger RNA from Chionomys nivalis (European snow vole), 5128 nucleotides. It is a transcript of the gene Dhx33, whose product is annotated as DEAH-box helicase 33. NCBI's taxonomy places the organism in Eukaryota, Metazoa, Chordata, Mammalia, Rodentia, Cricetidae. The transcript has 12 exons. Gene Ontology annotation, cellular component: nucleolus; intracellular anatomical structure. Gene Ontology annotation, biological process: positive regulation of transcription by RNA polymerase I. The record is from RefSeq and is a predicted model, not a curated record. Gene Ontology annotation, molecular function: RNA binding; ATP binding. The coding region runs from base 75 to 2168 and encodes 697 amino acids.